AUGAGAGUUCGUGGCAAUUCUCUCCCAUGGAUUACCUCGAAAGUAAAGGAGUUAAUGCGAGAGAGAGAUUUUCACAAAAAGAAGGCCGUAAAAAAUAAUUCGAACAUGCACUGGAUCAAGUUUAGAGCAAUUAGGAAUAAAGUCAAUUCUGAAUUAAAGAAGGCUAAAAAAAACUACUUUUGCAAUAAAAUCGAAGAUUGUGCCAGGGCAAAGGACCCUAAGCAAAGUUGGAAAUUAAUAAACAAUCUUUUAGGCAAAAAUAAUAAAUCAAAUAAUAUCUCUCAACUUAAAGUUGAAGACGUUAUUAUUUCUGACGACAUAAAGAUAGCCGAGUCCUUUAAUGAUUUUUUUGUGAAUAUCGGAGCUAAACUAGCUAACGAAAUCGAGAUCAAUUCCACUGAUUUCACUUCAUUUCAAAGUGUUCCUUCUAGGCCAGAUAUUCAGUUUAAGUUCUCUGAAAUAAGUACACACGAAGUGUGUCUUCAAUUACGCAAUCUUAAAACAUCAAAAUCAACAGGUAUUGAUACAAUUCCAGCGAGAGCACUUAAAAUUGCUGCUGAAAUAAUUAGUCCGUCACUAACGUGGAUAUUUAAUUUAUCAAUUAAAACUGGAAUUUAUGUGGAAGAAUGGAAAAAGGCUUGGGUUUUACCAAUUUAUAAAUCUGAAGACAGACAAAAAUGCGAAAAUUAUCGUCCAAUUUCCAUUCUACCAAUUAUAAGUAAAAUCUUUGAACGUUUAGUCUUCAACCAAUUAUACAAAUAUCUAAAUGAAAACUCCCUGCUUUCUAAGUAUCAAUCCGGCUUCCGUCCAAAGAACUCAACUUUGUCUGCACUUAUUCAAAUGUGCGAUGCCUGGUACACUAACAUGGAUAAUGGAGAUUUGAGCGGUGUUGUUUUUCUUGAUAUUCGGAAAGCGUUUGACUCAAUUAACCAUGAUAUUCUAUUGCGUAAAAUGAAAGAACAAUUUGGAGUUUCAAAUAUCGAAUUUAAAUGGUUUGAAUCCUACAUUUCUAAUAGGGAACAAGUGUGUUUUGUCAAUGGCACGAUGUCAACACCUAGAAAUCUCGUUUGUGGAGUCCCUCAAGGGUCUAUUUUAGGCCCACUUCUAUUCCUGCUUUAUAUUAAUGAUCUCCCAAAUAAUCUCAAGAAUACAAUCCCGUGCUUAUAUGCUGAUGAUACACAGAUUUUUUCAUCUGCUAAUGACUAUCAGCACCUUGUCUUCAAUUUGAACAGUGACUUGAAUAACAUAAGUCAAUGGCUCAAACAAAACAAAUUGCAACACCAUUCAUCCAAAACUAAAGUAAU
This is a messenger RNA of Paramuricea clavata, 1304 nucleotides long. NCBI's taxonomy places the organism in Eukaryota, Metazoa, Cnidaria, Anthozoa, Malacalcyonacea, Plexauridae. The record is from the annotation of a GenBank genome assembly.